Messenger RNA from Lachancea lanzarotensis, 666 nucleotides. RefSeq names its product LALA0S04e04192g1_1 (gene LGE1). The transcript has 2 exons. The record is from RefSeq and is a predicted model, not a curated record. NCBI's taxonomy places the organism in Eukaryota, Fungi, Ascomycota, Saccharomycetes, Saccharomycetales, Saccharomycetaceae. The coding region runs from base 1 to 666 and encodes 221 amino acids.
AUGAGCCACCCAGGGGAAAACACCGGAAGUCGACCUUACUACAACAGCAGCAGAGGCUCUUCUUAUCGUGGAAGGUCUUAUAGGGGAGGAAACCGCUCUGGAGAUAGUGGACAGGGCGCUGCAAGAUAUCAAUAUAGUGGACACAGCUACGAAGAUAAUAAUAAUUCAGAACGAUAUGGGGCAAAUGCGGCCCCGUAUAAUCGCUCGAACUACCGCAACGAUUUUUAUGAUUCGCCUCGGAACUCGACUCAUGGUCUAGUAAACGGAACAGGCCACAUAGAGUCCUUCCAGCGUUACGAGAAGAAGCCGUCGUCUUCGUCCUCGGGCCACGAAUCAUGGGCUCCACCCGAACAACAACCGCGGCAUCAACCCCCAGUAACUGAAAGCACUAGUUAUGUUUAUCAGCAAAAAAAAAUCCUAUCCUCUGACUCGCCAGCUUAUUUUCUUACUGGUCUCGAUGAGUACACCACUGAUGAGCCUGAAAAAUCUAGAAUACUGUCAGUGUUGCGGGAAGAUGAUGAUAUCGAUUUAAAGUUGGAGGAGCAAAAGCUGCAAUUAUGCAAGAGCGAGCUGGAACUAGGUCUUCUAAGCACUCAGUCUGAAAAAGACGCUCUUAAUGUACAGUUAACGCAAGAGAACCUGGAUGCCAUUUUACUGAUGCAAUAG